Messenger RNA from Hydractinia symbiolongicarpus, 1230 nucleotides. RefSeq lists its product as uncharacterized. Lineage: Eukaryota; Metazoa; Cnidaria; Hydrozoa; Anthoathecata; Hydractiniidae. The transcript is spliced from 3 exons. Bases 1 to 1230 code for a protein of 409 amino acids. The record is from RefSeq and is a predicted model, not a curated record.
AUGUCUAGAAAUGCAAUUUCUCCAUUGUUUUCACGCUCGAUACCAAUAGGAAGUCAACCACCUAGAAUCUACGGACUUGCUAAAGUACACAAAAAUAACACACCAAUGAGACCAGUUUUAUCGAUGCCAGGUUCUCCAUAUUACAAACUAGCAAACCAGGUAGCAAAGUGGCUGUCAGUAGUAGAUGAAUGCAACAUCAAUUCUUCCACGAAACAAAUAUCCGAUCUAAUUACACAUCUCCAACUUGCAGAAAAUGAGGAACUUGUGAGUUUUGACGUCACAUCCCUAUAUACAAAUGUACCACUGAACGAAGCAAUUGAUGAUUGUACCAGUCUUUUAUAUUCUGGAAAAUACGAAAAACCUCCAGUAGAUCGAGAAACUUUUCAUAAAUUAACCUUACUAUGUAGUAGCAAUGUAGUUAUGUCGACUCAUGAUGGAUAUUACCAACAAGUCGAUGGAUUGGCAAUGGGGAGCCCACCAGCUCCAAUGCUUGCUAAUGGUUGGCUCAGUAAAUUUGACGAUAUUAUCAAGGGAGAUGCAGAUUUAUUCGCGAGAUAUAUGGACGAUAUUAUCAGAAAUAUCAACAAAGAUAAGAUCCAGGAAAAGUUGAAUGAGAUUAAUAAUAUUCACCCAUCACUAAAGUUUACUAUCGAGCGUGAAAACAAUAGAGAAAUUGCAUUUCUAGACAUGUCUAUAAAAAGAACACACGGAAACCUUGUCUCAAAGUGGUAUACAAAACCAACUGACACUGGUUUAACACUAAAUUUCCACGCCCUUGCACCAAAACAAUAUAAGAGAUCGGUUGUGUCUGGACUUUAUCGUGGUAAAGUUUCGGGUAAUUUCAAACGAACGCUUAACAACAUCAAAGCUCCGUGCAGAAUUAUAUUCACGCUGAAUAAACUGAAAAGCUGUCUACCAUCACUAAAGCCAACAGUCGAAAAAUCUUUGAAAAGUGGCGUAGUAUAUAAAUUUUCAUGUCCAAGAUGUUCGUCUUGCUAUGUCGGUCAAACAAGCCGUCAUUUGAUAUGUCGUUUCAAAGAACAUCGACGAAAUGGCCCGGUUGCGGAUCAUUGGAAAGAAUGCGAACGUGAAUUGUCGAUUGAUGACGUAACGAUCUUGUGCUCAAACUCAAAAUCAACGUAUCAUUUAAUGACUUUAGAGGCUCUUUUCAUCAAUCAAUUGAAACCAUCUUUGAAUACAAAGGAUGAACAAGAUUCAGGCCGCUGGUGA